This is a messenger RNA of Cetraspora pellucida, 177 nucleotides long. NCBI's taxonomy places the organism in Eukaryota, Fungi, Glomeromycota, Glomeromycetes, Diversisporales, Gigasporaceae. The record is from the annotation of a GenBank genome assembly.
AUGUAUAAUGAAACAUCAAAUAUACAAAACCAAACUUUUAACUCAACUAAAAAUGAUGCAAGUGCUGACUUAACUUCUAAUCCAAUUGCUAUAAAUAUAUCUUUAAAGCCAGAUGAAGCAGAAUUUACACUAGUUAUCUUUAAAAAUAAAAGAAAUAAGAGCAAAAAGAAGAAUUAA